AUGGCUGUCAGGGGAGCAAAUUUGCUUGCCAUCUAUAAAGAACAGAAAGAGACAAAGAUGUUGAAUAGAGAGAGGAUGAGAGAGAGAAAAAAAAGAAAAUAUAUUAUCUUUAUUUUCAAUUUCUAUUUUUUUCACAUUUUCAUAUAUCCCACAUUUUUUCCUGCUUUUCUUCUUCAUCCAUUGUUUUUACUUAACUCCUUAUUCUUUUCCUUUUUUCUUUCUUUGUUUUCCUCUUCUUUUUCUGUCUUCUUUCUUUGUUUUCCUCUUCUUUUUCUAUACGUUCUUUCUUUGUCUUCCUCUUCUUUUUCUGUCUUUCUUUGUUUUUCUUCCUCUUCUUUUCCUGCCUUCUUUCUUUGUUUUCCUCUUCUUUUUUUAUACGUUCUUUCUGUCUCCAUCACACCACUUCCCAGUCUUCAGAUUGCUCCUUUCUUCAACAUCUCUGACUGCAUCUUCCUCUCUCAACAUGCCCUUCUCUCUUUCACACUCUUCUUUCUCUGCAUCUUCUUUCUCCCAUAUCUCUCAAUAUUUUCCAUACUCCCUCACAAUCUCUCAAAACUCUCUUUUACUCUCUUCCUUCCUCUCUUUUCUCUCAGCAUCUUUCUCCCACAUCUCUCACUGAAUUUUUUUUAUAGUUGCUCCCUCAAUCUCUCAGCAUGCCCUUCUCUCUUUCACUCUCUUCUUUCCUCUCUCAUUCUCUAUCCUCUUCCAAACCCUACCCUUUUUGUCACUUUUUUCUACCCAGUUUCUCUUCUCAAAUUUUCAUCUUUGUUCUUCUUCUUAUUUAAUUCAAUGAUCUCUCUCUUUGUCUCUCUCUUUCUCUCUUUCUCUCUCUCUCUCUCUGUCUCUCAUAUUCAACUUUUUAUCAUUCGCUUACUCUUUUCUUUUUUCUCUGAUCUCAUUAUCCCUGCAUUUCUGCUGGACUAUGGCCAACAUGCCAUGAGUCGCCUACCAGACCCUUCCUCCUUUUUCAUUCUCUUCUUUCCUCUAUUUUCGUUUAGCACCUUUCUUCAACAUCUCUUAUUGCAUCUUCCUCUCUCAGCAUACUCUUCCUUCUUUCACUCUCUUCUUUCUCUGUAUCUUUCAUAUCUCUCACUUAAUAUUCUUCAUACUCCCUCACAAUCUCUCAAAACUCUCUUUUACUCUCUUCUUUCCUCUUCUUGA
This is a messenger RNA of Acanthosepion pharaonis, 1161 nucleotides long. The record is from the annotation of a GenBank genome assembly. Lineage: Eukaryota; Metazoa; Mollusca; Cephalopoda; Sepiida; Sepiidae.